This is a messenger RNA of Misgurnus anguillicaudatus (oriental weatherfish), 3758 nucleotides long. RefSeq lists its product as uncharacterized. Gene Ontology annotation, molecular function: DNA-binding transcription factor activity, RNA polymerase II-specific; RNA polymerase II cis-regulatory region sequence-specific DNA binding. Gene Ontology annotation, biological process: regulation of DNA-templated transcription. The record is from RefSeq and is a predicted model, not a curated record. Lineage: Eukaryota; Metazoa; Chordata; Actinopteri; Cypriniformes; Cobitidae.
CAAAUACUAAUCCUGAGAAACUUGACAGUUGAAUUUUCUCAGAUAAGCACUUAAUACAACUCUUAUGAGUUUCAAUUAUAUAUUUAUGUUCUUAAAAUACGAUUUAUUUAAGAUACAAAUGACAAACGGAGCACGUGUCUUCUCUCUCCAGUACAGCAGGAGGCGCUCUGCAGCUCUUUAGUCCGCCGAUAAACCCACUAAAGAAAGAAAGAGCGAGCUCGCGUGUGAUGUGUUUAUGUGUAUUCUCAGUGUUUUUCUCUCUUAAAUGUUUUAUUGAGUGUAAACAGAGUCUUGUCUCUGUGUAUUUUAGUGUUGAAGAUGAUGGAUGUGAUGUGCUGUAAAUCAGGAACUGAUCAGGACUUACAGGAUGAUGAAUCUACUGAUCAAACCUCCACAGAGUCUCUGGAUUCUGUCUGUAACGCUGGAGAACAGCAGCAGAUCCUGCAGACCAAACUCAACAUGUGUUCAGUCAAACCCGUCGACUUCAUGAUGAUGAAGAUCAAAACUGAACCUACAGAAAUACAAAUUGAUCAUACAGAAAUAAAAACUGAACCUACAGAAAUAAAAACUGAACCUACAGAAGUAAAAACUGAACCCACAGCAGAUGAAUAUGAAGACACUCAUAAUGAUGGUCAUGAUUUUAUUCUCUCAGAUGUGAAGAGUGAAUUAUGUUCGUCCUCAACAUCAAAAGAGGGACUGACAGCACAAACCCAUUCUUUCAUCACCGGUGGAGAGACAUUGAGCUCACAGAUACAUUUAGAGAGAGAACACACAGAACAGAAACUCUUCACCUGCACCAGAUCCGAAAUCAGCUUUACUACCUUACAAGAGAAGAAACUUCAUUCAGAAGAACACAGAGAAAAGCAGUUUGGGAAGGAUUUUUUUACAACAACAUCUAAUAUAAACGUCCACAUGAGGACACACAGCGGUGAAAAGCCUUUUCACUGCACUGAAUGUGGCAAAUAUUUUAUUACCAAACAAAAUCUUGAUGCACAUCAGAGAAUUCACACAGGAGAAAAACCAUUCGAGUGUCCUCGCUGUGAGAUGAGGUUCAGCCACAAACAUCAUCUGAAGAGACACAUGCGUAUACACACCAAUGAGAGACCGUAUCUGUGCAGUGAAUGUGGAAAAACCUUUAGGGAUUCAGGUUCAUUAAAAUCACACCAGAAUAUUCACUCUGAAGAGAAACUCCAUCAAUGUUCACUCUGUGAUAAACGUUUCCGUCAUAAAUCUAAUCUGAUAGUUCAUCAGAGAGUUCACACUGGAGAGAAACCUUACAUCUGCUCGAUUUGUGGAGAGAGAUUUGGUUAUUUAGCAAGUUUUUAUAAUCACAAGAAGAAACAUACUAACAAACGACACUGAAAUAAUUGUUAUAUACUUAAAGAGUAACUAAACCCUAAACCAACUUUUUUAAGUUAAUGAUCUGUAAAAAUGAUGCUUUAUUAGUGCUGUUCAUUGAUUUUAGUAAGUUUUUUGACAUUUGGAUAUAAAGUGUUUCAAUACUGCAAUAUAUGGUGUAAAAACGUCUGAGUGCUGCCCUCUUCAGGUUGAACGGUGGCUACUGCAGUUGAAUUUUCCUAUUGGAUGUUGGGUCCAAAAAAUGACUCGUGACGUAAGCAGGUUCAAGCUCACCACGCCCUUGUUACGAUCUCACCACACACUUGGUACAAGCUUAGCUUGUCCCCUCUAUCUCCGUUGGGAUCUGCCCACUUUUCUUGCAUUUUCAAAUAUUGCCAGUGGGUGGAGUCAGGCUCUGACCAGGGGUUUAGUUACGCUUUAAAAAUAGACACAGGACAAUCUCUUUCUCCUAAAAAGUUUGAUAAUAAUUAUAUUAAUGCAUUUCAAUAAAUAUAAUGUUAAAGCACUGCUUUAACUACUGCUGAAUAUGUUCCUUUUUCUGUCCUUUUUUUUUGUGAAUGCGGGGGGUGGGAGGGGGAAAAUGUUUGCUAUCUGUUAUAUGUUGAAAGAUGUUAUUCACUGUAUAAUUUUAUGUGAUCUGCAAACUGAAAAUAUAAAAAAUAUAUGGUUAAAAAACAAUACUAGUCUAUAUUUUGACAAUUGACCAUAGAAUAAGCAGGACAAUCAACGGCUUACCGUGCAUUAAAGGAGACAAAAUGUUAUGCCCUUAAAAUUCUUGAACACUGCUGUGUGUAUAUAUAUAUAUGACUCCAUCUUACAGAGUGUUAAAAAGUAAAACUGAAGCGGAAUUAUUUUCUUAACAUGGAUGAUAAGUUUAACUUCUAAACAUCCGAGUCAGAACAAGUGCUCAACUAUUCCACACACGUGAUAAGGUAGACAAAUCUUCUUUCUGACGUGAUGUAAUCGCAAGACAAAUGGACAUUUAACAAAAACUUUAUCACAUUAGAUCUCUAUAGUUUGUUUUGGGUUGAAGUCACCAUUAUGGUGAUUAAUCUUUCUUUUAGUUCCUUUUGUGCCUUGACUUUCACUUAACUAACUCUUUACUUUUAACAAUUGCGACAGUGAUUUAUCAGGACCGCUGUUCAUUACUUGAUGUAGAGGAAAAACGUAUUAGGUUGUCUGAAAUUGUAUAUAUGAUAUACUUUCAACUUUAUUUUAAAACAUAAAAUAAUGAGUAAGCAGCAUGUUAAAUGUAAUGCUUUAUGCAGACACUGGUCUGAUUAAGACUGCUGUAAUGCAUCCGUCCUGUGGCAACAAGUGCUUCAAGUGAAACAAAUCUUAACAACGGUGGCAAGUAAAUGGUAAAAAAUGCAUAAUUUGGUCAUGUUACAAUGCAUACUGGGAGUUAUAAAUGAGUUUUAUACAACCCUGUACCCAACAUGCAUUGCAGCAUAAAGCUGUUGUUGUUGAUUGUCACCAUUCUUGAGUUUCAUACGCUGAUUGUUGAUGUCUCAGUGUGGUUCUGAUUAAUACCGUAGAUUUGUGUGAACUUUUUUUUUAACCCAUAAGGCUAUAUGGAUUUUUACAGCACUGUUGGAUUUCACAGGAGCAUCACAGGGGAUAGAGGCAAAAGUGAAAGAUUGCAAUGAAAAAAGAACAACCCAGUAACUUAGUUUUGGUAAACCAUUCUCUGCAAGCAUGUGGAUUUUUUGUGAUAUCGAAAUCAAAUCUUAUAACAAUACAACCCCUUAAUCUGAAUUUAGAGAGAGAGAGAGAGAAAUAUAUAAUUGACAGCACAAUUGAGUUUCAAUUUCAACAAACCACCAUUAUGGCGAUCAGUGUUUGGAUUUCAUCAGCUGAAGGAAAAUGAGAACAUUUCCCACAUCAGUAUAUCCUUUCAAUAUUAAUAAUUGCAUUGCUUCUAACAUUAUAAAGCAGUUAUGAGUAUUAAUAUUUAGCAGUUUAUCACAUAGUAUUGAAAUGAGUUAUGCUUAUGAUUGAUGGUCUUAUUUGUUGUGCAUGAUCAAAGCUUAUAUAUGAAUCCAUUGCAUCGGGCUUAUAACGUUUUACCUUUAAAGGUCAUCUUUGCAUGAAACUGUGCUCUGUGUGUUUAACUUGUUGAGUUUCAGAAAGCCAGCUCGGUGAAGAACAGGAUGUAGACAGGACUGCAGCCUACUAUAGCUAUUUCUGCUAAGGGACUUUUUAAAAGCAGAAGUGAAACUUUCCGUCUGAGGAAACCCACCCUAACUCAACUCACAUACAUAUUUGAAUUAGAGGAUUUUGCGAGUUGUUACAGUUAGCUGUCGACAGACUCGCAUUGCUUUUAUAUAAUGGACAGGAAAACUGUGACCCAGAGCUCUGUAAUACUUCAUUUGAGAUUAUUAAAUAAUUUGAUAUGA